AUGUCUAUACUCAAAUGGUUCCUUAUACGAUCAACUCUAACCAUUCUUUUAGUAAGAGAAGAAGAUUUUGGUGCAUACUCGUGUGAUUACUACAAUCCAAUGAAAGUUCGUGUUGUACCUCGAGCUUUCAUGACUCCCAAGGUCCCCGAUAGUAAGAUAAUAAAGCAAGCAAACAGUUUUGACUACGAGACACAGCUGCCACCAAUGUCACCCCAUCCUGAUUGUGGAUGCAAACCAAAUCCAAUUGAGGAUCCAGACAUUUCAAAGAGUGUUAUAACGUAUGAUAAAACGUGUUUCAAUGAGUUUGAACUAGUCAGGACCCCGUCUACAGACAAAGUCAUUCCUAUUAAAGUAAGUCCUGGUGGAGUCUUAUUCGAACAAGCAUCAUACUGGACAGUAGCGGA
This is a messenger RNA of Lymnaea stagnalis (great pond snail), 404 nucleotides long. Lineage: Eukaryota; Metazoa; Mollusca; Gastropoda; Lymnaeidae. The record is from the annotation of a GenBank genome assembly.